This is a messenger RNA of Acanthosepion pharaonis, 1038 nucleotides long. NCBI's taxonomy places the organism in Eukaryota, Metazoa, Mollusca, Cephalopoda, Sepiida, Sepiidae. The record is from the annotation of a GenBank genome assembly.
AUGGUAUAUCCAGCAAGUGAAAAAGAUCGAUACAUGAAAUGGCGUGAUGUUUGGAGAGCUGAUUAUUAUCAACGAGCUUUGCGUGUUGAUGAUUUUGUCUAUAUUGCACCUUAUAGAAAAGGUUCCUUGGAAAACUCUACUGCCCCUCCAAUAACUGUAGUUAAAUCAAUUAAAAUUAAAGAUAAAACUAAAACUGCUGUGAUUGGUGUUACCAUGAACCAUAGCCGAAUUAUGGAAGAAAUGUUGGCAGCAACAGAUUCAGGAAAUGUUUACCAUUGCCGUGAUAGUGAAAAUUUAGUAUGCUUUCUGUUAGAUGAUGGAGCCUUUGUCAUAUCAACUAAUCAAGAUGAUAAAUUGGGUGGAGUUGGACAGUUUCUGGGGAAUGUUGAUCGAGGCUUAAUGUUUGGUCUACUAAACAACUCAGUCUACAUGAAGCAUGAAAUUUCAGAUUAUCAAGCAGUUUGCCAAAGAGAAGCCAAAAAAUCAACAGGAGGCUUAAGAAAUAUAAGAGUGCCUUCAGUGAAUUUGAUUUAUGAUAUAUUAAGUUUGAAGUGGUGGGUUAAUAAAGUCGCAUGGUCAUACUUCAGUUUUAACAUUUACAAUUGGUUAUUUGCCAAACCAACAGAUUUUGCAUCUGCUGAAGAAGAAGAAGGAGAGAUAGAAAACUGCAUAAUGAAUAAAACCCAGUACUACUGGCCCAGAAGCUUCAAUUUUGUUCAAGGAAAUGUUCCUUGCGAGAACUGUACCCGGGAAUUUUUGGUUGUACGCUUGAUAUAUAGUAACUUAAUCCUGGUUGUCGCUGAACCUGAAUGUUCUGUCUGUUCAUAUCCUAAAAUCAUUCAAGAGCCUGUAGAAGUGGAGCCCAAUUUUUGUAAUGCUCAGCCUCGGUACAGAAAAUCUCCAGGUGAAUGCUAUAAAUAUGAUUCAAGGGAAGAUGGUAGAAAAUGCAGCAGUACAUCUCAUCUGCCUUCCUACAUAGUUCUUUUAGGAUCACAUCUUUUGCUUGCUUUGUGUAUUCUUCAUCUGACUCAGAGCUGA